AAAAAAAAAAAAAAAAAAAAGAGAGAGAGAGAGAGAGAGAGAGAAAAAGUGUCGAGAAAAUUGCAGGAAAAGGCACUAAAAUGCCACUUUUAAUCUCGCCUUUGCGGUCCGGGGAGGGAAAAAAAAAAAAAAAAAAAAAAAAAGGCAGAGAGGACCUGUCUCCUCUCAUUUACCGGGGGCUGUUGUGCGAGAGAGGGGGGAGAGGGAGCGAGGAGAGGAGGGGAGAGAGAAAAAGAACAGAGGGGAGGAAGGAAACACACACAAGGCACACCACCACCACUACAAAAAGUGACGAGGUUUCACUCCCCCUCCGAGUCCAAAACCGGGAGAAAUUGUAAUUAAAAAAAAAAUAAUCACAAAAACCUCUGUAUUAAAAAAAUAAAAUAAAAUCAAAACCUGGCUCUCUUUCUGCGAAGGAAAAAAGAAUAAAAAACAACAAAAAAAUCUGGGAACUCCGAGAAGAGUUACUCACAAGAAGGGGGGGGAAUAUAAAAUAGAAAAGCUGCAAAAAGCCAACAACAACAAAAACCAAACCAGCAAAAAAAAAAAAAAAUGGAAAAGAAUAAUAAUGAUAGGCUUUGGGUUUUUUUUUUUUGGCCUCUCUCUUUUUUGCUUUUUUUUUUUAUUAUUAUUUUUUUUUAAUGCUCGUUUCCCCUGACUGGCUGAGGAGGGCUGCUAUUUAGGCCGGUUUGGUGGUUGUUGCUGGAUGUUACACGGCUCUGUGUCUGAGUGUGCGUGUGUGUGUGUAUGUGUGUGUGUCCCCGGACGGAGCUGCCUGGCUGUGCUUGCGCUCUCUCUCUCUCUCUCUCUCUCUCUCUCUCUCUCUCUCUCUCUCCCCCCCCCCCCCCCCAUUUCUGUCCCCAUUAAAUUAUUAGUUGACUCAUCACUACUCCUCCUCCUGCUGCUGCCGCCGCCGCCGUCCCCUGCUCAGAGCCUCCUCUCCGCUACCGCUCGCUGCCGCUGCUGCCGCUGCCGCUGCUUCUUCUUCCUCCUCCUCAUUUUAAUACAAAAUAACACCGAGGCCACCGGCUCGCCUUUUUUUUUUUUUUUUUUUUUUUUUUUUUUAAUAAUACAGCCCCGAAACGGGGAGGAGGAACCCGCAGCCUCCCCGCUGCUGCCCGGAGCCCUUCCCCGGCGGCCCCGGAUCAUCCGACGCGUCCUGGGAGAGGGAGAGAGAGAGAGAGGGAAAGGGAGAGAGAGAGAGAGAGAGAGAGAGAGAGGGAGAGAGAGAGAGAGAGAAAGUGGCAGAGGAGGAGGAGGUGGUGGUGAAGGAGAGAGGAGUAGGGGCGGGGAUGAAGGCCGAACAAUAUCCUGCAGGCGUGGGCACGGCGCGGAGCGCCCGCCCCGCGGAGCCUGCGCGGGCAGGUGCAUGGCGGCGGGGGGGCCGCGGGGAGAGGGGGAGCGGAGCAAACUUCUGUCCCCCCCCCUCCCAUCCCCUUCCCCUCUCUUCACCCCCGGAUCUCCUAAAAGGCUGAGAGAAGCCCCCCCACCGAGCCCUGUCCCGGGAGGGGUCACCCCCGGUGCUGGUUUUUGGAGGGGGCUGAGCCGGGCCGGGCCGGGCCGGGUCGAGAUGCCCCGAGCGGCGUCCCCGGGCCGGGGCAGAGGGGUCCCCGCAGCGCCUCUGCCCCGCGGGAGCCGCAGCCACCAGCGCAAGGCGAGGGCUGGAAGGUGGCAGCGCGCUGACAGCAGAAAUAACCGGCAGCCAGCCGUAACUUCUUCCCACAAUGCACUCGGAAAAACAACAACAACACGAAAAAAAAAAAAAAAAAAGUAACCCAACUAGCCGAACUUGAACGCAACAAGUUUGUACAGGCUGCGAGAUAAGAGCAAAAUUAAAGUUCUUUAUUGAUAAUGGGCAUGGCGUUUGAAGGCGCUGUGUCUAACAAGGGGCGUUGCAUCACCAACCAGCGAAAUGCGAACUGCUGCGCAGGCGGGUUUAAAGCCCAAAUAGUUAGGGGAGCAACUUAAAAAAAAAUAGCGACCUGUACAUACAACUUGACGCAGCAGCAAAAGCAGGCAAGCGGGGAGACUGGUAACAGUUGUAGAGUACGCAAAAUAGCAUGGGCUCUGAGCAAAGGGAAGGCAAAUCAAUAAAUCUAUGAAGAGCAGAAUUAUCGCUACACGUAGUACUAUAAAACAAGAGGAAUGCAUCAGGACCGGGUAAGGAAACAAGCUGACAUUUACCCAAGUAAGCACAAACAGCAUACAGAAAAAAAAGAAAAAGAAAAAAUAAAAUGGUAAUAGGGUGAAAUACAUGAAAUAUUUAUAAUAUUCAGCAACACACAGAAUAGUUUAUAAUCUCAGAAGCAAAGAAAUGCAAUGCUUGAAAAUGAGUAGUGUUACAUAAUGCUAUUAUUCAGAGCAGAGCAAGUGGAGGUGGAAUACAUAGGAAACAUGAAAAGUUGUACAGAUGUUGCAUGUCCUGAAAAAGGUUACUAAGAUUGUUACCGAGAGUGCUUAAAAGGGGAAAAAAACAAGAAACACAUUUCACAAAGAAAAACAAUGGAAAAUGUAGAUGACAUCUUCCAUAACAUAUGAUCAAGGGAUAAAUGUCUUACGGGUUGUUUAUUUAGAAACCCAUCUUUUUCCAAGAUGAUAGAUUAAAUAUUAUUCAGUCCCUCCAAAAA
Oxyura jamaicensis (ruddy duck) is the source of this 2627-nucleotide messenger RNA. Its product is annotated as translation initiation factor IF-2-like. NCBI's taxonomy places the organism in Eukaryota, Metazoa, Chordata, Aves, Anseriformes, Anatidae. The transcript is spliced from 2 exons. The record is from RefSeq and is a predicted model, not a curated record. The coding region runs from base 707 to 1774 and encodes 355 amino acids.